Truncatella angustata is the source of this 963-nucleotide messenger RNA. RefSeq lists its product as uncharacterized. Gene Ontology annotation, cellular component: nucleolus. The coding region runs from base 191 to 634 and encodes 147 amino acids. The record is from RefSeq and is a predicted model, not a curated record. The transcript has 2 exons. NCBI's taxonomy places the organism in Eukaryota, Fungi, Ascomycota, Sordariomycetes, Amphisphaeriales, Sporocadaceae.
CUUCCCCAAACACACCACGCUAAAGGCGGCCUGCGGUUACAGCAGGCGACAGCCACUAAACAGUGGGGGGCAGUCAGCAGCCUCGUCUUCAGCAAUAGGCGAGUGUUUCGACAAUCCAACCUUUUCCCUCCGCCGGCUUAAUCCAAUCUUAGUUGUUUUCGCCCAUCUCCUGCAUUCCCGAAACCGAGAUAUGCCGUCGGACGAUUACACGUCAUUCAGCGGAGGUGGCGCCCUCAAGCUGAAGGGCGGCAAGGUGUCCAAGUCCAAGAAGAAGAAGAACAGGGACAAGCCGUCCGAUCUGGAGCGGUCGUUGUCUACCGGCGAAGCUGCGUCGGAGAUCGCUGCUGCGAAGCCCAGCAGCAGCAACAACAGGAAGCGCGAGAAGGAUGCCGACAAGACAAAGGAUGAGGAGGACAGGGCGCGGCAAGAGGAUGACGACGAGCCGCCCGAGUACAAGACCGAGGCUCAGAAGCGGCACGAGGAGUACAAGAGGAAGAAGAUGCUAGAACUGUCGAAAUCCGCGAGCUCAAGACCAGAACUACUCAAGACGCACAAGGAGAGGGUGGAGGAGCUCAACACAUACCUGUCGAAACUUAGCGAGCAUCACGACAUGCCCAAAAUCGGUCCCGGCUAAGUCAGAUGGGAGGGCCCUCGCUUUUCUCUUCCUUUUCUUUUUCGAACGACAAGCACCGUAUCUUUGUAUCAUAUCUCUGGUUUAAAAUAGGAACUAUACCCACGGGCGUCAGGUAGAAGAAACAAAUAUUGGCCGUUGUUGUCGUGCCGGCUAUCGUUGAACUUCAAAUUGCUUCUGCUGGCAUGUGCAAUCAUCUGCGAGCAUUGCGUUGUCUUGGUCUUGUAGACAAAACAAAAGCUCCUGCCAAGCGCGCCACGUUUUCAACACAUGAGUGUCAUAACUAGGUUGUGUUUUCAUUCCGCACUUUGCACAUAUUUGAAAAACGGGAC